ACUACAUCCCUGCGUUUGCCAGCGUGAGCGAAACGAGCAGUCGGUGCUCGGCUCCGUCGUGAAAGAUGGCUUUGUUCGCGAGAAACAUCUGCAAGACGCUCUCCCAGGCUUGUGCUCAGAAAAGCACAGUUAGGGCCCUGCACGUAGGGACAAUUCGACAACAAGAAUCGACAGUCGAACAAGAAGGAAAGCUGAAAUGUACUCUGAUACCGGGAGACGGUGUUGGACCGGAACUCGUGGUCGCUGUUCAAAGUGUUUUCAAAGCUGCGGAUGUCCCGGUUGAAUUUGAACCUUACUUCUUGUCUGAAGUUAAUCCAACUUUGAGCGCUCCUCUGGAUCAAGUCUCUAACAGUAUCGCUAGAAAUCGAGUUUGUCUAAAGGGAAUUCUAGCAACUCCAGACCACUCUAUGACGGGAGAAUUGCAGACCUUGAAUAUGAAAUUACGUAAGAGUCUGGACCUAUACUCGAAUGUGGUGCAUGUAAAAUCGUUGCCUGGUAUCAGGUCGCGUCACCAGAACGUGGAUUGUGUUAUCAUCAGAGAACAAACGGAGGGAGAGUAUUCCGCAUUGGAGCACGAAUCUGUGAAAGGAGUGGUCGAAUGCCUGAAAAUCGUGACUGCCACUAAAAGCCAAAGAAUUGCAAAGUUUGCCUUUGACUAUGCUGUAAAGAAUAAUCGCAAGAAAGUCACAUGUGUUCAUAAAGCUAAUAUAAUGAAGCUUGGCGACGGACUUUUCCUUAGAUCGUGCCAAGAAAUUGCCGAAUUGUAUCCCAGGAUUACGUUCGAGACGAUGAUCGUCGAUAAUUGCACCAUGCAAAUGGUUUCUAAUCCACAUCAAUUCGACGUCAUGGUAAUGCCCAAUUUGUAUGGAAAUAUCGUGGAUAAUCUUGCAUCCGGUCUGGUCGGCGGUGCCGGAGUCGUCGCAGGUGCUAGUUACAGCGCUGAGUGUGUUGUCUUUGAACCGGGUGCGAGGCACACGUAUUCCGAGGCGGUCGGCAAGAACGUCGCGAAUCCGACGGCGAUGUUGUUGUGCGCAGUGAAGCUCCUGAAUCACUCGAAUCUCAAACGCUAUGGCGAGCAGAUCCGGGAGGCAUUGAACCGCGUGCUGAAUGAUGGAAAGGUGCUAACGAAAGAUCUAGGCGGACAAAGCUCGACGACGGAAUUCAUCGCCGCCGUGAUACAUAGUCUGCGUUAACAAUAAAAUCUCAUAGGAAAACAUGUAGACCUUGGCGUCAAAAUUUCAUUUUUAUGUGGAACAACUGUGCGAAUCGUAGUGUGCUGCACCUAUUAUAGGAAAUAUAAAACUAACUUAUAUACGUUAAAUUUGUAAAGUUAUAUCAUACUAAGAACCUGUGAUGGUGCAAAUUUUUAUUUGCAACAGUAACUUUCUGUAUGUUCUGUACAAACAAGAGAAAAUCCAAAGUUUCUUGCAACUAUUAGGUCGCAGAAGUGCGAUGUACAGACUGCGUAAUUAUAGUUGUAUAAUAGACCAAAAUAGGCAAGAUUGUACCAUAUCUAUAAAUAAUAAAUUACGCUAUCAUGUACAUCCUAUUAAAAUA
Solenopsis invicta (red fire ant) is the source of this 1557-nucleotide messenger RNA. It is a transcript of the gene Idh3b, whose product is annotated as isocitrate dehydrogenase [NAD] subunit beta, mitochondrial. Lineage: Eukaryota; Metazoa; Arthropoda; Insecta; Hymenoptera; Formicidae. Gene Ontology annotation, molecular function: oxidoreductase activity, acting on the CH-OH group of donors, NAD or NADP as acceptor; magnesium ion binding; NAD binding. The record is from RefSeq and is a predicted model, not a curated record. The transcript is spliced from 6 exons. Bases 66 to 1193 code for a protein of 375 amino acids. Gene Ontology annotation, cellular component: mitochondrion. Gene Ontology annotation, biological process: tricarboxylic acid cycle; isocitrate metabolic process.